Molecule: messenger RNA, 3286 nt
Organism: Egretta garzetta (little egret)
Lineage: Eukaryota; Metazoa; Chordata; Aves; Pelecaniformes; Ardeidae
Gene: CWC15
Product: CWC15 spliceosome associated protein homolog
Exons: 7
Coding region: 244-936 (230 amino acids)
Biological process (GO): mRNA cis splicing, via spliceosome
Cellular component (GO): catalytic step 2 spliceosome
Molecular function (GO): RNA binding
Source: RefSeq, a predicted model, not a curated record
GCCGGCCCUGCCUUCGCGUAGCGGUGAGGGGGCUUCUCCAGGGCUGUAUUUCUGGAACUUAAGAGGUUUCUGAGCGAUUUCCGACUGAGUUUGGGUGCUUGAAGGCCAGGCCAACUACAGACUGACUUCAGAAAGAAGCAGGGACGGUUUCCAGGGGCGUUGUUAAUGCUUCAUGCAGCUAUACAGCCACGUUGGAUCUUGUUCUUCACCUGAAGUCAUGGAUUCCCCCUGUUAGUAGUUAAAAUGACGACAGCAGCAAGACCAACGUUUGAACCUGCGAGAGGAGGAAGAGGAAAAGGUGAAGGAGACUUAAGUCAGCUAUCCAAACAAUAUUCCAGCAGAGACCUUCCUUCUCAUACUAAAAUCAAAUACAGACAGGCCACUCAGGAUGCUCCUGAAGAGGUGCGUAACCGUGAUUUCAGAAGGGAGCUGGAGGAGAGAGAGCGGGUCGCUGCAAGAGAAAAGAACAGAGACAGACCAACCAGAGAACACACAACAUCAUCUUCUGUGUCUAAGAAGCCUCGGCUAGACCAGAUUCCUGCAGCAAAUCUUGAUGCAGAUGAUCCACUUACAGAUGAAGAUGAUGAAGAUGAGGACUUGGAAGACAGUGAUGAUGAUGACACUGCAGCUCUUCUGGCUGAACUGGAAAAAAUCAAGAAAGAACGAGCUGAGGAACAGGCUCGAAAGGAACAAGAGCAAAAGGCUGAAGAAGAAAGAAUUCGGAUGGAGAACAUUCUGAGUGGUAACCCCCAGCUGAACCUUACCGGCCCCGCACAGCCUCAAGCAAACUUCAAAGUGAAGAGGAGAUGGGAUGAUGAUGUUGUCUUCAAGAAUUGUGCCAAGGGGAUAGAUGAAUCGAAAAAGGACAAGAGAUUUGUGAAUGAUACUCUGCGAUCAGAAUUUCACAAAAAGUUCAUGGAAAAAUACAUCAAGUAGUACAGUUUUAUGUGCGGUGGUGACGAAGGACUUGGAAGGUCGUGGUUGUUCCCUCCCUCUCCCUCAGAAUUCAAGGCCGAAUACUCGGUCAUGAAUUCCUAAACGCUUUUCCAAGAUCAUCAACAGCUUCAUAAUUAACAAUUGCUAUGUAUCUGGAGUUUUUAUUCCUUUGGUAUUUUUUCCUUUUCAGUUUUAAUUAAAUCAGUUUCAUGUCUCAUGAAUGUUUUUCUGUUCACAUCCAUCCACUGGCUUUCUUGUAAAUGGUAGAAGAGAGAAGCUGGUUGGCAAUAAACACUUUUAAUUGUUUAAAUUGCUUUCCAAAACAACCUGUAUUUGUAAUGAUGGUGGUUUGUAACUUAUGCAACUUACUUAAAGGUCAGUAUUAUCAAAGAUGGGUAAUAGCUGAGCAUGAUGAGCAGUGUGAACUGAGAAGAGCUGUACUUUCUGCAGCAAACUGGACUUACUUCCUCUGUAUAAUCUUCCUUUUUAGUUUCUUCUUACUCUCAACCAAGUUAGGUUUGGUGGGGUAGUUCCAAGUUUUUAGCAGCCCUGCUUUCUGGGCUCUCUUGACUUGGCACUUCUGGGGCGAUACCGUGUAAUGCUUGGAGGAACACUGGGUUUUUUUCUCUCCUUAAUAAACCAUUGCAGUGCUCGGUCCCUCAGCCACAGCCACGUGGCUGCAAGGUUCAGUCUGGGUGUGUGCGUGUGGUUCGGUAGUAAUAGUGCUGGCAGAAACUUGCGAGUGUUUUUAUUAAACAAGUGAUCUCCUCAAGAUGCCAUAGUACACUUUGUUUGCUUCUUAAAAGUCCAUUUUAACACUUAAUAGGACAACAUAAAAUAUGAAUGACUGAAAAAAAAAAAUCUGAGUUGUGAAGGAUUUUAUUUCCUGCCCCCCCCUUCUGUCAUCUCAGUUGUGUUUGAAAUCUUGGCCAAGUGACGCGCUGGCUAUGAACCUAAUAUCUGCAAAAUGUAGUAAUUACCUCUCUACCUAGAAGGCUACAGUGGCAGAACUCAGAUGUGUUUAUGUAAAAUUCUUGCCCUUUUCCUUGCCUAUGUUAUGCUCAGUCUGGUUCAUUCUUACAGACACUGUUUUAUAGUAAUACAAUUUUCAAGCUCUCAGUUAGAAAACCCAUCUGAUUUUCCUUUUAAGAGAGCAAAUAUAAAGCAAAAUGCUUUAGAUUUUUGUUGGGCAUGACUCUAGUAUCCUGUAAAAGCUUUCGUUAGCUUUAUUUAGCUGUAUUUUCCACCCUUUCAUUGAGCUAUGCAUAGUGUACUAAUGCCAGCAGCUAACACCCGUAUUUACUCGGAAGCGAGAUUUUCAGCAUGCUUUUGAGGUCACGUGAGCUCCUACAGCUACAGGAGGAGUAUGUGUUUGUGUUACUUCUGGUAGCUGCCUCGUGAUAGUAGUGAUUCUUGGGAAGCAGAAAUAUGGGUGCCGUUUGUAAUUCUCUCUCUUUAAAUUAAAGGUGCUAAAAUCUUGGUGUAUAGGCAACAUAUUUAGAAGAAAAAAAAAAAAAGUUAAGGGCUCUACUUGUCAGAGUCUGGCUGUGGAGAAGGCAGCUGCUGCUUUAGGUCUGACCUAACAGCAUAUUUGUCAUGGCAACAACAAAAAAUACAUUGGUCUCGCAGUAUUACAAGAUAUAAUCGCUGUGCCAAAGCGAGCAUACAGUUUUAUUGGAGAGGGGGAGACAUAGUUGAAACUCCAGUUCGAUGCCUUCAUGGAAAUCUAAGUGCAUAAUGCCAUCGUUUGUGUUCUUGCAGUAAUGUAACUCUUUUCUUAGAGAAAAUAAGACUUUCAAGAAGUCAGAUGGCCAGGGCUGGAUGAGAUCAUCUUCAGCUAUGCGGGCAGUUGUUCUCAGCACCUGCAGGAACAUCCCUUUCUUAAACUUUUGCAUAAUGCAUAGGUGAACUCUGUCAUUUUUUCCAGUAGCUCUCCUUCUCCCUGGUUCUGGAGAAGGAGCUGUCGGGGCCAUGUAGCUCCCGGCUGCAGCUGUAUUUGAGGGUUUUUGUUGGCAUUGUUGCUCGCCUCAACCACAGAAUUUGCCGAUCCUAUCUCUAACCUCCCCCCUCAAAGCUUUUGUAUUUUAGCCUCCUGCAGUGUAAGCUGACCCACAGUCUGAGGACUCGGCACUACACAAACACAAUUUGAUAAUUAAGGAACCUCCAGCCUUAUCUCUUGGUGGGUUUUGCAUCAUUAACUACUGAAUUUUCUUCACUGGGUACUGGAAAACUGUAAAGCGUUCUGUGCUUUUUGUUGGGGAAGAGCCCUGCGCUUUCAGUAUUAAUCCUGUAUUGAUGUUUAAUUUUCUACUGUGCUGCUUGUACGCAUCCAGGAAAAGACAAGGAGAUA